GGGGCUCCUCUGGGGAGCCGGGCGCGCGGAGGGUGCCGAGGUCUCGGCGGCCAGGAGGAUGGCCAAGGUCCCGGAGCUGGAAGACACUUUGCUGAAGGCGCAGCCUUUGCCCCAGCUGUCCCCUGAAAUCCGGGAAGACUGCUGUGCGCAGCUCCUGGGCAAGGGCUUGCUCGUCUAUCCCGAGGAAAGAGCGUACCUGGCGGCUGAGUCGCAGCCCGGGGGCGAGCAGGGCAGCGGGGAGAAAGGGGAAGCCCCGGAGCUGCCGGUAGGAGUUAAAUCAGAAAUGCAUUUGCACGAUGGUAACUUUUCCUCUGAAGAAGAGGAUGCGGACAAUCACGACAGCAAAACCAAAGCAGCCGAUCAACACCUGUCUCAGAAGAAAACCAUCACGCAGAUUAUGAAGGAUAAAAAGAAGCAGACACAGCUCACGCUGCAGUGGCUUGAAGAGAAUUACAUUGUAUGUGAAGGAGUUUGCUUACCACGGUGCAUUCUUUAUGCACACUAUUUAGAUUUCUGCAGGAAAGAGAAAUUGGAGCCAGCCUGUGCGGCCACCUUUGGAAAGACAAUUCGCCAGAAAUUUCCCCUUCUAACCACACGGCGGCUUGGAACAAGAGGCCAUUCAAAGUAUCAUUACUACGGGAUUGGCAUCAAAGAGAGCAGUGCAUAUUACCACUCCGUUUAUUCUGGAAAGGGCCUAACAAGUUUUCUGAAAACUUCUAGAGGUUUGAUUUCCCCAGAAGAUGUGAAAGAACAACACAUAUCUGAACUUAGGGGUGGCUUCACUCGUAAAUAUUCGCUUAGCUCAAAGACUGGAACACUUCUUCCAGAAUUCCCCAGCGCUCAACACCUUGUGUACCAAGGAUGCAUUUCUAAGGACAAGGUUGAUACUCUCAUAAUGAUGUACAAAACUCACUGCCAGUGCAUCCUGGACAACGCAAUUAAUGGGAACUUUGAAGAGAUCCAGCAUUUCUUAUUACACUUUUGGCAAGGAAUGCCUGAUCAUCUUCUUCCCCUGCUUGAAAACCCUGUUAUCAUUGACAUUUUCUGUGUUUGUGACUCAAUUCUUUAUAAGGUUCUUACAGAUGUACUCAUUCCUGCAACAAUGCAAGAAAUGCCUGAAAGGUAUGUUCAGUUAAUGAAACAUGGUCGUUUCUUACCAGAAGCCCUAACUGACAAGAAGAUACCUAUUGUGCGAAGAUUUGUAUCUUCUCUGAAACGACAAACAUCUUUCUUACAUCUUGCUCAGAUUGCCAGACCAGCUCUCUUUGACCAGCACGUCGUGAACUCCAUGGUAUCUGACAUCGAAAGGGUUGACUUGAAUAGUAUUGGAUCUCAGGCCCUUCUUACCGUUUCAGGCAGCUCAGACACUGAAUCUGAUAUCUACACUGAACAUGACUCUAUCACUGUGUUCCAAGAACUGAAGGAUCUCCUUAAGAAGAAUGCCACCGUGGAGGCUUUUAUUGAAUGGUUGGAUACUGUGGUAGAACAGAGAGUUAUUAAGACCAGCAAACAAAAUGGAAGAUCAUUAAAGAAGAGGGCUCAAGACUUUCUGCUAAAGUGGAGCUUUUUUGGUGCUCGAGUAAUGCAUAAUCUCACCUUGAACAAUGCAUCCAGUUUUGGUUCUUUCCAUUUGAUUCGAAUGCUUCUUGAUGAAUACAUUCUCCUGGCCAUGGAGACCCAGUUUAAUAAUGACAAGGAGCAGGAAUUGCAGAAUUUAUUGGACAAGUAUAUGAAGAAUUCAGAUGCAAGUAAAGCUGCUUUCACCGCUUCUCCAAGUUCAUGCUUUCUGGCUAACCGUAAUAAAGGGAGCUUAGUUUCCAGCGACACCGUGAAGAACGAAAGCCACGUGGAGACAACCUAUCUUCCUCUGUCAUCCAAUCAGCCUGGAGGCUUAGCCCCUGCUCUGCACCCGUUCCCUGCUGGGAAUACAGACAGCAUGCCGCUCGCAGGUCAAAUGGAGCUUUCUCAGAGCACGGGCCCUCUGAUGACACCACCCAUUUCUCCAGCCAUGGCAAGCCGAGGAAGUGUCAUUAACCAAGGGCCAAUGGCAGGGAGACCCCCAAGUGUGGGCCCAGUAUUGUCAGCUCCGUCACACUGCUCGACAUACCCAGAGCCCAUUUAUCCUACUCUCCCUCAAGCCAGCCAUGACUUCUAUGGGACCAGCUCUAACUAUCAGACUGUGUUUAGGUCACAGCCCCACCCCCCAUCAGGACUCUAUCCUCAUCACACCGAGCAUGGUCGAUGCAUGGCCUGGACUGAACAGCAGCUUUCUAGAGACUUCUUUAGUGGCAGCUGUGCUGGAUCUCCAUAUAACUCCCGGCCACCUUCCAGCUAUGGACCAUCCCCACAUGCCCAAGAUUCACACAGUAUGCAGUUUUUAAAUACAGGAAGCUUCAAUUUCCUGAGCAAUGCAGGAGCUGCCAACUGCCAAGGAGCAACAUUGCCUCCUAAUUCACCUAAUGGAUACUAUGGGAGCAACAUCAGCUACGCAGACACGCACAGACUCGGAUCAAUGGUGAAUCAACACGUUUCUGUCAUCAGCAGCGUUCGCUCACUGCCUCCCUACAGCGACAUCCACGACCCACUUAACAUUUUAGACGAUAGUAGUAGAAAACAGCCCAGCUCGUUUUAUGCAGACACAUCAUCUCCAGUUGCAUGUCGGACUCCAGUACUAGCUUCCAGCUUGCAAACCCCGAUACCUUCCUCCUCAUCCCAGUGUAUGUAUGGAACUUCCAGUCAGUAUCCAGCCCAAGAAAGCCUGGACUCCCAUGGAACAAGCAGUAGAGAAAUGUCCUCUUUACCACCCAUCAACACUGUGUUCAUGGGAACAGCAGCUGGAGGCACUUAAACCAGCAUUGUUGGGGAGGUUGAAACUUUAAAAAUCUCUGCUGUGCAAAUAUUAUUAUUCAUUCAGACUACCAUAAGAGUAAAGAAAAUGGAAUAUGCAAUGGCUGGACAUUAUUUUUCAAGUCACUUGUACUCUCGACAACUCCAUAGUGAAUGGAGAUACUUGCAGAGUUUGCCUUGCACACAAAUGGUUUAAAAUGUGAUCUCAUUAUUAAUCACAUUUUCAAAAAUUAUCAAAUGAAACCAGUGGAGAUUCGAAGAUGCAAACAUUUCAACUAUAAAGAUUUAAUAUUUCAUCUUCUAAUUUAUUAAAAAUUUGUGUGCCCUUCCAUCUUUGGUUUCUAAGAAAGAGAAAAGUAUAUUUAAUGCCUUUACAAUACCUUUAAUUUAUUAGGAUCUCAGAAUCAUUGUUUACUAUCCCUAUUUGACAAAAAGUCAAAUGUAUGUUCUACCUCCUAUGGAAAUGUUUACAAGGUCAAGAUUUAAUUCAAUUCAGCCUAGACCAAAGUUGCUUGAUUUUCAAUUCCUGUGCGUUAGUGUGAUGAUUUCUGUUACAUAGCCAUAUUGCAAUUCUAUGUAACUGAAUAGAGAUGAUAAAUGCUUUCCCCUCUUUAUUUAAAAAAGACAAAAAGAAAUAAAAGAAAUAAUGUAUGGAAAUA
This is a messenger RNA of Propithecus coquereli (Coquerel's sifaka), 3506 nucleotides long. It is a transcript of the gene RFX6, whose product is annotated as regulatory factor X, 6. Gene Ontology annotation, biological process: regulation of transcription by RNA polymerase II. The transcript is spliced from 19 exons. NCBI's taxonomy places the organism in Eukaryota, Metazoa, Chordata, Mammalia, Primates, Indriidae. Gene Ontology annotation, molecular function: RNA polymerase II cis-regulatory region sequence-specific DNA binding; DNA-binding transcription factor activity, RNA polymerase II-specific. The record is from RefSeq and is a predicted model, not a curated record. The coding region runs from base 59 to 2848 and encodes 929 amino acids.